AAUCACUCACGCCCUUUUCAAGGUUUGGCUUGGAUAGUUAGGCUCUUAGCCAAUCGCGGUGGAGGGGGCGUGUCCAUCCCCCACCGGCAGCCUGUUCCGUUGUGUUCACGAGCUCCAUUUCAGUCUAGAAUGGCGACCGCCGUAUGCGGUCUGCAGUCCAACGGGAACAGCAGCAAACCGACGAAGACCCACCGGGAGCAACGGAGGAAAGUGAAAGACUCCAAGCGGCGACAGGCAGCUUUAUUGUUCCUGAGUAACAUUUCGUUAGAUGGCCGGCCGCAGUCCCAGCCCACCACAGAAAAUCAUGCCGAACAGACAGACAAAGUCGCCGAAGAGUCGAGACUCGAGGACCGUGAAGGCGGCGCGGCGGCCAUCCCUCUACCGACAGACUGUCAAGGACCUGUCACCCAGGUGACGGACCCCCCUGCGGUCAGCUGUGGCUCGUCGUCCAGCUUCCCGGGGGUGCUCAGCCCCAUUCGACCCUCUUUAGUCACGUCACCUGGACCGUCAAGCGCCAGCUCCGUGGGACCAAACGAGGUGUUCUUGGAAGGAGGCGGCGCGCUCGAGACGCUGACCCCGGACACCCCGCUGUCCCCCGUCGUCGUCCACCAGCCCUGCACCAGAGCCAAGUCCGGGCCUGCCGCCGUGAGCCCCGUCCCCGCCAACAACAGUGUGGAAUCACGGCAGAGGCUGAGGAACAUCUCAGGCUCUCCCGGACCCAAAGUGCCAAAGAAAGUCCACUUCAUCAAGAGCAUGAGGCAGUACGACACCAGGGGAUGCAGGAUCAUGCUGAUUUGUGCCAAGCGGUCGCUUUAUGCCGCUUUCUCAGUGCUUCCAUACGGAGACAAUGCUCAUCUCAGUGAACCAAAGGUGGACACUCAGAGACAGAGGCUGUCCUCUGUGGGAGCAGCUGAUCUGCUUCCUUCGCUGGAAGGGGUGGAGUUGGGCGCCAUAGGAAAGACCGUGUCCUACGCCCAGUUUCUUUAUCCCACCAAUGCUUUGGUGAGGCAGAAGAGCGUCAAUGCAGCCGACAACACGACUCCGCAGCCCCGUCUCCGCGGCAACGGUCAAAAGAAUUUCAACCCCAUUCGUGCCAACAGCAGUGUGGCCCAGGACCUGUACAUUGAGGAUGCCGCAGAGUAUGACCCCAACCUGCUCAGCGACCCCCAUUGGCCCUGCGGGAGGCACAAGAGGGUCCUUAUCUUCGCAUCAUACGUGACAACGGUUAUCGAGUAUGUGAAACCGUCUGACCUGAAGAAAGACAUGAACGAAACUUUCAGGGAGAAGUUUCCUCACAUAAAGCUGACGCUGAGCAAGAUAAGAAGCCUGAAAAGGGAGAUGAGGGCCGUGAGCGAGGAGUGCGGUCUGCAGCCGGUUACCAUAGCGAUGGCUUUUGUUUACUUCGAGAAGCUGGUGCUGCAGGGUCGCCUCAACAAGCAGAACAGGAAACUGGUGGCAGCAGCAUGCGUGCUGCUGGCUGCAAAGAUCAGCAGCGAUCUGCGGAAACCUGAAGUGCAGCAGCUGAUUGAUAAGCUGGAGGAGCGUUUCCGCAUCAACAGACGGGAACUCAUUCCUCUGGAGUUCUCCGUUCUGGUCGCCUUGGAGAUGGGGCUGUACCUCCCGGAGAGCAAGGUCAUGCCGCACUACCGCAGGCUGGUGCAGCAGGGGUAGAGGCUGCCAUUCUUCACAGAGACUCUCUUGGCAUUCAGUUUAUUUUCACUGUAAAUGAGGAAAAAAAAAUCUAGUUUACUCUGUUUGUCAAAUGCUGUCGACUCCACGGAGUGUGUGUGUGCGUUUUUGUACGUGAUGUCGAUGCAGUCAUGAACUCUAUGUUAGAGAUGUUCAUUCAGCACCUUGAUUGUGCUUUUAUUCUGAAAAGUCGACAUGCAUAUCUGUGGUUUUCUUUUUUAGUCCGCUGUUGUUUAAAAUAAAUGUACUGUUCUUUGUGCAUUUGUGGAAAAACCUGCACUUUCUGCUGUUCCUACACAGCCUGUGAUCGUAUUUAUUUGAACUGAUGAGGAACCAUGCCGUCGAUUUUUGUAAAGGCUUUUUCAGCACACUGUGACAUUCUUAGCAUUCAUCAGUCUGAAACAUGACACUGUGGAUUGUGGGUAGAAACUGUGGAGAUCUCAAAUUAUUCAUUUUAUUAAUGAACAGAAAUAAAAUUAAAAUAAAAACAGACCAAUUUACAAUGUUCAAAUUAAACAUUAUUUGGGAAUUUUAUUGUAAUAGUAUUUUAGGUGCUAUUAUAUGGAAUCUUUAUUUUAAAAAUCCUUGUUUUUAUUGCUUUUAUGUUAAAAUAUUUAUUUUCCAAUUUCAUGGUCUUAUUUAUUUAUUGACAUAUUUAUUUUAUUUUAUCAUUUCUUGUUUAAAAGCAUCCAUGAGCUCCAGAAAAACCUGUUCAGUGAAGGAAGUGGCCUUUAAAGUCUGCUCCUUUGGUAUUUUUGAAGAGUUUUUCAGCCAAAGUAGUGAGUGAUGUGACGGCUCUUUGUCCUGCCACAAUCCAAUCAAUGUGUUUCUCAUGUUUGGGGGAAAUCUUUUCUGUAUUACACUAAUGUUAAUUCCUCAGUAUGAAUCAGUUCUCAGGAAUUUUACUUUUGUGUUAAUUAUUUACAGUAGUUUCUUAAAUUUAACCCAAAGAAAUGAAAGUUUUUUGUUUUAGUUGGAAGACGAUAACUGAUUGUAUUUGUUUUGAUCUUGAAUGAAUUCAUGUAACGUUGUAUUUGUUUUGAUCUUGAAUGAAUUCAUGUAAAGUGACUCCAGUCAGUACCGGACAGCAGAAUCUCCUUGGUGGAAAAAGUGCCUGAACCCACGUUGGCAGUGAAAUAGUGAACAGUUUAAGUCACUGUUGACUUUUCUGUUUUUUUAAGCGGUUUUCUGAAAUCAUUUGGUUUUGUCUGGCAGAACAUGAUCACAACCUUCUUUGGAUUGUCAACUGUUGGUUCAGUAAAAUGAAAUUUGUUAAUAAAAAUCAGUAACUGAUGUGUAA
Messenger RNA from Oryzias latipes (Japanese medaka), 2989 nucleotides. RefSeq names its product Cdk5 and Abl enzyme substrate 2a (gene cables2a). The record is from RefSeq and is a predicted model, not a curated record. Gene Ontology annotation, biological process: regulation of cell cycle. Lineage: Eukaryota; Metazoa; Chordata; Actinopteri; Beloniformes; Adrianichthyidae.